UUCUACCUUAGGACUUGGAAAUUGUGUGUGUUUCGUGAGGAAAAUGAAGUUCAAGCAGUUUAUUUUCCUAGCUCUUCUGUUUACAAUUUUUCUCCUCUCUUCAGCGGCAGUAGCUGAAAAAUCCGAAGAUGAAACUAAACCGGAUGCAACGGAGGAAAGGGGUGAAGGCGAUGAAGCCAUGUAUUUCUGCAGACAUCGCUGUUGCGGCCACUAUGGCUGCAGGUGUUGCAGCUACGCCGAGGCACAGCUCAUGGGAGCUCAAGCCAAGGAUGAGAAAUCAGAAGUGGCACAGGAAGUGAACCAAGCUGACGACGGCAAGUACUAUCGGUGCAGAUAUCGUUGUUGUGGCCCCUAUGGUUGCAGAUGUUGCACCUUUGCUGGUAUCACGGCAGAAGAGUUAAACCAGCAAAACAACUUGAUGAAUUACCAAGGAAGUGGUUAUGGUGGUGGCGGAUAUGGUGGAGGACGGGUGGUGGAUAUGGCGGAGGACAUUGGUGGUGGGGGCGGACAUGGAGGUUAUGGUGGUGGCAGUGCGGACAGGGAGGUUAUGUGGCGUGGUGGAGGACAGGGAGGAGGACCGGAGGUUAUGGGGCGGCGGUGCGGACAGGGAGGAGGACGUGGAGGUUAUGGGGCGGCGGAGCGGUGGUUGGCGGACAUGGAGGUUAUGGUGGCGGCGGUGGGGUGGUGGUGCGGGACAUGGAGGAGGUUAUGGUGGUGUGGGGGGACAAGGUCAGGUGGCAGUGGUGGUGGAUAUGGUGGUGCUGAAGCCACUCCAUAA
Molecule: messenger RNA, 778 nt
Organism: Theobroma umbraticum
Lineage: Eukaryota; Viridiplantae; Streptophyta; Magnoliopsida; Malvales; Malvaceae
Source: RefSeq, a predicted model, not a curated record